Miniopterus natalensis is the source of this 945-nucleotide messenger RNA. It is a transcript of the gene DCTN3, whose product is annotated as dynactin subunit 3. The record is from RefSeq and is a predicted model, not a curated record. Gene Ontology annotation, biological process: cytoskeleton-dependent cytokinesis. Gene Ontology annotation, cellular component: dynactin complex. NCBI's taxonomy places the organism in Eukaryota, Metazoa, Chordata, Mammalia, Chiroptera, Miniopteridae.
AUGGCAGCUGUGACCGAUGUGCAGAGGCUACAGGCCCGUGUGGAGGAGCUGGAGCGCUGGGUGUAUGGGCCGGGUGGCUCGCGCGGCUCUCGGAAGAUAGCUGAUGGUCUGGUCAAGGUGCAGGUAGCUUUGGGGAACAUUGCCAGCAAGAGAGAGAGAGUGAAGAUUCUGUACAAAAAGAUUGAAGACCUGAUCAAAUACCUGGAUCCUGAGUACAUUGACCGCAUUGCCAUACCUGAUGCCUCUAAGCUGCAGUUCAUCUUAGCAGAGGAGCAGUUUAUCCUCUCCCAGAUUGCACUCCUGGAGCAGGUGGAGGCUUUGGUGCCUAUGCUGGACAGCGCUCAUAUAAAAGCUGUUCCUGAGCAUGCCGCCUGCCUGCAGCGCUUGGCCCAGAUCCACAUCCAGCAGCAGGACCAGUGUGUGGAGAUCACUGAGGAGUCCAAGGCUCUCCUGGAGGAAUACAACAAAACUGUAUCCUUUCUGCUCAACCAGGCCUCUGAGGAGCUGUCCAAAGCCCUGGCCUUUUGUUCCAUCUGUAGCUCUGUCUUUCAUCCCAUCUCAACCAGCCUGUUGGUUCCCCUGUUCCCCUACCCUUUUGGCAGAUGCAAAGUAUCAGCACUACCUCACUCAGACUCAUGUUCUCACCUUGACCUGCAACUAGACAAUGCUUCUCUCCAAGCAAUUUGUGCAGUGGGAUGAGCUUCUUUGCCAGCUAGAAGCCGCCAAGCAAGUGAAGCCAGCAGAGGAGUGAUGGCUGCUAUCCAUCCCAGGAUGGGCCAGGGCAGUCAGACUUUGGGGCCAUAUUUAUUGGAUUCAUAGCCUACCUCUCCGCACUCAGGUGGAGCUCUGAGGUCACAGGUCUGGCUACUUGAGAUUUUCUCUUUGUACCCCCUCCCCUCAUCAGUGUCCUAUUCCAGUGACAAUAAACUAUAGAGAUCACUGGAG